AUGGCCUUUCUCUCCUUUUUUCAGCUCGUGGCCCUAUCCAUUCUUUUCUUGCAGGCCCAAUACAGUAGUGCUGCUCUUUUGAAUCGAGGCAUCUGCGCAACGGAAGACCCCGAUGAAUCUCUCCUGGGCGAGUUACAGCGUUUGAAGUCGAAUGAAGCGCAGUCCGAUCCCACGGCCGAGGGUCGGUUGUUGCCCAUCGAAAUAGACACCUGGUUUCAUAUCAUCAGGAGCGAGGCAGAGACUGAUCAGGUCUCACAAGAGAUGGUUGCUGCUCAGCUUUCGAUCCUGCAAUAUGCUUAUAUGAAUACAACCAUCUCAUAUCGAUUGCAAGGCGUGACUUGGCACGUUAACGACACUUGGGCCCGUAAUGAGGAUGAGUUGGGCAUGAAGCGGGCCCUCCGACAAGGCAGUUAUCAGACCCUGAACGUCUAUUUCCAAACCGAUCUCGAAAUGCCUCCUGGGGAGCAGGCUGGGCGAGCCACUGAACACCGUGGGAACAGUGUGUCGAGCGAUAUGUCAUCCAGCGUCCUGGGGUUCUGUACCUUGCCCGACCCCAGUAUCAAUAUCAGGAGCGCCUAUGCAGACUAUGUCAAAGAUGGUUGCAACAUCCUGGCUAAAACGAUGCCUGGUGGCUCACUGGACUUGUACAAUCGGGGCGGGACUGCUAUUCACGAGAUUGGGCACUGGAAUGGUCUUCUGCACACCUUCCAGGGGGAGUCGUGCUCGCCAGACAACGCAGGCGACUAUAUCGGUGACACGCCUCAGCAAUCCACUCCUACUGAUGGCUGUCCGGCUCGCAAAGAUUCUUGCCCUGAUUCGCCCGGCCUGGAUGCAAUCCAUGAUUUUAUGGAUUACUCGUCCGACGUGUGCUACGAAAGUUUCACCCCUGGCCAAGGGAAACGGAUGCGAAGCAUGUGGGCGGUCAUGCGCGCUGGCAAAUGA
Messenger RNA from Penicillium lagena, 942 nucleotides. RefSeq names its product zinc metalloprotease. The record is from RefSeq and is a predicted model, not a curated record. The transcript has 2 exons. Bases 1 to 942 code for a protein of 313 amino acids. Lineage: Eukaryota; Fungi; Ascomycota; Eurotiomycetes; Eurotiales; Aspergillaceae. Gene Ontology annotation, molecular function: metallopeptidase activity.